Aspergillus alliaceus is the source of this 2349-nucleotide messenger RNA. RefSeq names its product major facilitator superfamily domain-containing protein. Gene Ontology annotation, biological process: transmembrane transport. NCBI's taxonomy places the organism in Eukaryota, Fungi, Ascomycota, Eurotiomycetes, Eurotiales, Aspergillaceae. Gene Ontology annotation, cellular component: membrane. The transcript is spliced from 3 exons. Bases 468 to 2141 code for a protein of 557 amino acids. The record is from RefSeq and is a predicted model, not a curated record. Gene Ontology annotation, molecular function: transmembrane transporter activity.
GGAACAGUAGGCGUUCGGCAACUAAAGAGGGCUCGGCACGGCGAGCUGUAGAUACAUAUAGCGCUGAAAGUAGGGACGAUCGGUUGACCGACUCGGUGAUUGAAUACGUUACUAGAAAAUUAACUGGAACAUCUUCAACUUAAUUCCUUUAAAAACCCUGGCCAGGUGUGGCAAUUCCACACUUAGAUAUCGAAUUGCUUUUAGUUAAAUGGAACCGGCGCUGCGUUCUACAUGGUAUUGUAUUAUCUUCACUAUGUGGAUGAGCACACUCCCUGCCGAAAAGCAAGGUCCACUGUGCCCGGCCGAACCCGCUACGCGGGCCUGAAAGGUACUACGAAAUAGACCUACCGAGCAAUCUUGCUGAUCCAAUUAAAGCCCUUGUCUGUGAUAAUCUAUCACGGCGACAGAAAGCCAAUCCCUGGCGAUACCAGCCGUAGGUGAAACUUCGGAGAAAUUAUUAAAACAGUAUGAAGUGGCCCUUAAGUCUUCGCCUGUCCAUUUCCCCAAAACCCAAGUUUAGGCUAGGCUUUUUCGUGCAACAACCGUACAGAAGCAAUUUCUCGCAGAUAGCGGAGAUGUCCACGACAACGACGACUGCGACGACUGCGACGGCUCUACAACUCGAUUCACUACUAUUAGAAAAUAGCAGUAUUAGCAAUAUUCGCUCAACAGAAGAUGUCCAUCAGCCGACCUCUCGGAAUUCCCGCCUACAACAGGUCGUGGUGGUCGUACAGCUCUUUGCCGUCACACUCACGGCCAGCGUAAUUAAUGGUUUAGUAACCGUUGGUCUGCCAACUAUUGCCAAGGAACUUCAGUUGCCAUCUUCUCUAUCCUUCUGGCCCUCAUCCGUCAGUAGCCUUGCGACUGCUUCCGCCCUUCUAUUGGCGGGGUCCAUUGCAGAUACUGUUGGUCCACGAUGGGUUGAACUGGGCGGAUCGUUUGCUAGCGGAGCAUUAAUGAUCGGUCAAGGAUCAGCUGUGAAUGGGGAGGAAUUGGUGGUACUGAGAGCCCUUCAGGGUGUCGGUCUCGCGUGCCAUCUCGCGUCCUCCAUUUCCAUCAUUACGCAGCUUUUGCCUCCAGGCAAAGGCCGUAACCUGGCUUUCUCAUGCCUGGGUCUCAGCCAGCCCCUUGGGUUUUCUCUUGGACUGGUCGUAGGUGGUGUUCUAAUUGACACGAUCGGCUGGCGAGUGGGAUGGUACAUCUCUGGAGGAAUCACACUCUUCUUCACAGCCGUCGGUCUGUGGGCUGUACCCAAGGGCAAUGCUCAUCAACACGAAUGUAUAAUUCGUAAUGUCAGGACCAGAAUCGACUGGGUCGGCGCCGGAUUGGCGUCUGCGUUCAUGGCUUUGCUUUGUUAUCUACUGGCUAUCCUGAGCGCUGAUCCCUCCCGGAUCAAAUCCCCCGAGAGCAUUGUCAUCUUAUGCCUUGCUGCAAUCUCCGUUCCAUCUUUCAUUACCUGGGUCCAUUACCAGGUCAAAGGGGAGAAGCCCGCGUUGAUCCCCAAUUCGCUGUGGAAAAACACCACCUUUUCAUGCGUCUGUGCUACUCUCGCAGUGUCAAAUGCGGUUAUUAACUCUAUGGAACUCUUUGCCAGCUUGUUUUUCCAAGAAGUCCAAUACCUCUCUGCUCUGCAGGCAUCUAUUCGGAUCCUACCAAGUCUCAUAGUUGGUGUACUCAUAAACCUUCUGAUUGGACUCUUUGUGCACAAAGUCCCCGCUUACUGGAUCGUGACGAUUACCUCCAUCCUCUGCGCUGGGUCCCCUUUGCUCAUGGCCACUAUCCAGCCUUCAUGGCCAUAUUGGAGUAAUGCCUUCGUCGCUCAGAUAUUGCAGCCUUUCAGUUUUGAUGCUCUGUACACUGUCGGACUGAUCGUCAUCACCAAUAGCUUCCCCGAUAAUACCCAGGCCCUGGCAGGAGCAGUCUUCAAUACGUCCGCACAAUUCGGUAGCGCCCUUGGACUCGCUGUUCUGCAGGUGAUCUCCACCAUUGUCACGGAUCAAUCUGGCAGAGAGGAGAGACAGGCGCGGAUGAAUGGAUAUCGGGCUAGCUUCUGGGCCAUGUUUGGAUUCAUGAUUCUUUGCACGAUUCUUGGCUUUUUUGGAUUGCGUAAGGCCGGUAAGAUAGGAUUGAAACAGGAUUGAUCUAGCGAAGGUGUCGAUGGAAGAAUUGGAGAAGGAUAAUGAGUCAUCUUUCAGCAGGGGAGUGGACGGGCUUUUGAAAUAUACCCAAACGUUUUAGUUGGCGGCUUCCGUGCACUGCAAUCGGAGCUGUUAGUAUUUUAGUUACCUCUGUCUGCUCUCUACCCGACAGUAGUACUCAAUAUCAUAAUAUUACAUCAUUUUUUUGUGA